Molecule: messenger RNA, 1530 nt
Organism: Loa loa (African eye worm)
Lineage: Eukaryota; Metazoa; Nematoda; Chromadorea; Rhabditida; Onchocercidae
Exons: 7
Coding region: 113-1153 (346 amino acids)
Biological process (GO): biosynthetic process
Source: RefSeq, a predicted model, not a curated record
CUUUAUAGGGUCCAUCCUCAUCAGCUAUCCAAGAUGGCGAACUUUUUCGUUGCGACUGUUGAUCAUCAAAUAUUCGACAUUAUUUUUUCCGUUUUUCUCAGUUCUUUCAUUUAUGUCUCAUCAGAUCAUAAUUACUUCAUCCGAACAAAAAACGGCGUCAUUUCCAGCCGCCAUCUACAUCGGUAAUGGAAAUGAUUUGUGUGGAAAGUCUCCAAUAAAAAACGGAAGAUCAUCACAGCGAUGUCCGCAAUUAAAACCUCCUUCCAAAAAAGUAAUAAACGAAGCCCUUCAUCAAUGUUUACAAAUAACUCGUGAGCGAGAUUAUACAAAUUAUGUUGCCGGAUUGGUGAUGCCAUCGAAAAUUCAACCUGCUUUGUUCACCCUGCUGGCUUUUAACGCAGAAUUAGCCGUUAUCCGAGAUCAAGUUGUUCGUAAUUCGGGAAUUUCCGGAAUAUAUCGUUUGCAAUUUUGGAGGGAUACUUUAGAUGUUUUAUAUGGUCAAACGAAAGGACCACUACCUCGACAGCCGGUUGCGAUAGCUUUAAGUCUCUUUGGACAUCGUUUUGAUGAGCAUUUACUGAGAAAUUUGAUCACUGCAAGGCAAAAAACUUUGGGUGAUCGUCCGUUCGAAUCUCUUGACGAUGUCAAAAAAUAUGGCAUCGAAACUACAGGCUCCAUAACUCAGCUAGUAAUGCAUCUACUUUCUGGCGCUCAUGAGGCUAAUGAGAUACCGCUUUCUGAAGAAGCAAUCCAAGCAAUCGAAUCAAUGUCACAUGCUGUUUCAGUUAUUACUUUGAUCAGAUCGAUGAUGCCGUUAUUGGCAAGAGGGAUCUUCCUCCUUCCCAAUGAUCUGAUGGAAAAGUAUCAGUUGAGUGCAGAUGAUAUAUUCUGGAAUAAAAAGCAGAAUGCACUGCGUGAUUUAGCCAAGGAGCUUACUAAUAUAGCAGAGGAAGAACUUCUGAAAAGUCGACAGUAUCGUGAAAGUAUCGAACCAAACUUACGACUGGCACUUAUGGCAAGCGGUGCAACGUUGGAUCAUUUGGUGAAAACGCUUCAUGAAAGCAACUAUAAUCUAUUGAAUACACGACUUCAGCGUGGAUACGAUCUUCUUGCAUGGCGCUUUUGGUGGCGUAAGUUUCUCGGUCGAUACUGACGCUGAAGUUGGGAGAAAUAAGAAAGACUUCAUCCAAUGCAGAUGGAUGGUGCUCGAGCUCAACUACAUUAGAUAUACUUCGUUUCUUCAUUUCCAAAAUUUCCACUAUAUCAUUCUAUUGCUUAGUUACUCAAAUAUAGUGUUUUCCUUUCGUGCUGUAUUUUUACUACUGUUAUUUAUUUUUCGUAUUCUUGAAAAUUCCUUGAAUUCAUUUUAAAGAUCAAUAGUUUUGAAAGUUAUUGUAUUAUUCAAGCUUUUUUCGUUGAAAACAGGUCGCUGUUCUUACAUUUAUUAGGAGGAGCAGAUUACUUGUAUUGACAAUUGUGAUUUUUUUUUUCUCGGGGACACACUGUGUAUUUUAUCGUAAUCACUAGCAC